AUGGACCCUGCCACCCACCACCACGAUCCCGCUCAGCAGCAACAGCAGCAGCUUGCAGGUACCCCCUCUUCAACUCGCAAACGCUCACGCGAAAAUGAAACCCCUAGUCAGCGGCACAAGCGCGAGAAAGCCGCAGAGCGGCAGCGGCGCAAGCGCGAACGCGACCGCCAGGCCGGCCUGAACAACAUUCUUGCUCUCUCCCAGCAAGUCCAGCAGCAGCCACCACCCCCGCCACAGACGAUCUCUGCACCUGAGCCACCACCCCCAUUGCCUCAAAGUAUCUCCGAGGUCUAUGCCGGCCCCAGCAAAGGUCCGGACGAAUCGGGCCUCUCCGCAGAGGAGGCUACCAAGCGCGAGCGCGUGCGUGCUGCCGCUCGCGAACGGCAGCGCAAGCACCGUGCACUCGUCAAGGCACGCAAAAUGCGCGAGCUCGGUAUGGACAUGGGCAACGAGCUCAUGCCAGGCAUGGACGACGUGCAGUACCGCAUGACUGCCGACGGCCAGUACCAGCCUGUUCUCCCGCACGAUCUCCCCCCGCAGCACCCGCAUUCACACCCUCAGCCCCACCCACACCCGCACGCACACCCACAAGCGAUGCACGAACCUCCCUUCCCGCAGACCGCGCUCAUCGGUGGCCAGACGUUUGCCUCCACGCUCCUCCUAUCCUUCUCCUGCGCGCCCCUUCUUAAACAACACCUCCUCCGCACGCUCAACAUGACGAACGAGGAGCUAGCGUCGCUCGAGCCAAUCAUCGCGCAGGCCUGGGACCACUGGGACCAGCAGCGCCGCAUCCACUACGCCCAGCAGGCCGCGAGCGGGCAGCACAAGGCGCCCGACGGCAGCGCCGUCCCUGAUCCUGCGUCCGCGCCGCCAGGAUACCCGACGCCCAUGGCGUAUGUCGCGGACCCCUCGCAACCACAGGGCCAGGCACCGCCGAGCGACUUCCGAGCGCGGUUUCAACGCUCGCUCGUUGCGCCGUCGCCGUUCCGCAAUGCGAUGGUUGGUGGGGAUGCGCAGGCCUCGGUGUCGGCGGGUUCGGUGUCGUCCGCGCCCGGCCCCUCGAGUGAAGCUAUGAAUGCGCAGAUGUCAACGGCGUCACCGCCUGCGGGGGAGGUGCGAGGGCCGCUACUCAACGCGGUGGCAGGACUUGAUCCACAAUUAGGUCAGGCGCGGGACGAGGCAGCCGGGGUUGCUGGUAAGCUGGAGCGGUCAUGA
Molecule: messenger RNA, 1215 nt
Organism: Postia placenta MAD-698-R-SB12
Lineage: Eukaryota; Fungi; Basidiomycota; Agaricomycetes; Polyporales; Adustoporiaceae
Exons: 2
Coding region: 1-1215 (404 amino acids)
Source: RefSeq, a predicted model, not a curated record